AUGUCUGAACAGCCGGACUUCGCUGUUUCAGCUGAACUGAAAUCCUGGCUAUUUUCAGCAAUAGCUGAAUCUAUGCUUAAAGCUAUUGCAGCUUAUCACAAACAGGCUAAACCUGUCUCCAAAUCAAAUGCUGCCUUAAAUGUUUCCGACUCGGAAGAGUCUCACAAUGAUUCCGACAAUGCUCCACGCAAGCGUCCCUGGAAGGGCAACAGUGCCUCCGCUGGUAAAGGCAAGGCACCUGCCAAAAACCCUAGACUGUCUCUUCCCUCCUCAAGCCUUCCCAUAUUGGACCCCUUGGAGGGUUCCACAUCACACGAUCUACAGGUCGUGAACGAGUACUGCACAGGGUUACUCUGA
This is a messenger RNA of Pelobates cultripes (western spadefoot toad), 357 nucleotides long. NCBI's taxonomy places the organism in Eukaryota, Metazoa, Chordata, Amphibia, Anura, Pelobatidae. The record is from the annotation of a GenBank genome assembly.